AAAUAAUUUGAGCUAUGGCAAAGUUGGUCUACAUUGGAUUCCCCUCCCCGCUCACCAAGGCUUCGUGCAUCUCUCUGGACACGAACGAAGAGGUUGAGGUAACGCAGGUGUCCCGUGGUAUUUGCCAGGAUAUCAGUGUUAUUCCUGAGAAGAAGGGUAAAUAUAAGAUCGAGCUUGAGUUUGACUAUGACCCCGGUGUUCUCUCCAACAUCAGCAACAUCAAGAUCAGCGGUUCCAACAAGGCUCAAGAAGCUACAACGACAACUACACAAGAUGUCAACUCCUUUGCUCUGAACAUCCCUGGUCUUGAUGUUAAACCCAAUGAUGAUGGCAGCAUGAGUUUCCUGCUGAAGGGAGAGGACGGAAGUACGACUGAAGUGAACGCUGAUAUCCCCGGAAUGAACGUUGUAAAGAACGAGGAUGGAACCGUCAUGUUCUCGAUGCCCGACGAGGAGCAAGCAGAAAGUGAAACCACCACCACCAAUAAGGAGGAGCCAAACUACAGCUCCCGAACCACCAGAACUACCACCACUAUCACGAAGAGUUCAGUGCCAGCUGCUACCCAACAAACAAUAGUGUCCGGCCAGUUCAGUCUGCCCCGAGCUCAGCAAAACAUCAACAUCAAGCUGCCCUGCCCCAAACACCAUCAGGAGAACCUGAAGACAGCUUGUACUGGCCCGGACGGGAGCAGUGUCCCCACCAACUGCACGAUAGUUGAUGACGAUACGAUCAACCUGGGAUUCUCACCCAGCCAGGGAAAUGGAACUUACUCUCUUAACCUGCUCAUAGCAGACAAGGUCUUCCCAGGGUGUCCCAUACAACUUGAGGUUAAAGGCCUAUAGAAGAACAAUAGAAGAUAGAAUGAUCCCCAAUUUCAAACCAGUUGGAUUUGAAGGAGCGUUUUGACUUUUGAGGACUAUAGUUUGAAAAUAUAUGUUUGAGUUCAUAAUAUUAGCGUUUUUUUCCCUAUUUUUGUUGAAAAUUUGAUAAAUAUUUUAAAGGUAUAAUUGUAUAGACUAACACACUUUUGUACAAACUUAAGUAAUCGAUUGUGUAAAUAUUUAAAUAAUAUUUGUUAGUGUACUAAGACACAACAGAA
Molecule: messenger RNA, 1099 nt
Organism: Bolinopsis microptera
Lineage: Eukaryota; Metazoa; Ctenophora; Tentaculata; Lobata; Bolinopsidae
Exons: 8
Coding region: 15-842 (275 amino acids)
Source: RefSeq, a predicted model, not a curated record